Molecule: messenger RNA, 510 nt
Organism: Trifolium pratense (red clover)
Lineage: Eukaryota; Viridiplantae; Streptophyta; Magnoliopsida; Fabales; Fabaceae
Product: pectinesterase inhibitor 2-like
Exons: 1
Coding region: 1-510 (169 amino acids)
Biological process (GO): negative regulation of catalytic activity
Molecular function (GO): pectinesterase inhibitor activity
Source: RefSeq, a predicted model, not a curated record
AUGGUUGUGUUUUUUUUAUGUGUUGUAUCCUCCUAUGCGACUAAUGAUGUUGAUGUGCAAGCUAUUUGCAAGAAAGCCACGGACCAUACUUUUUGUUCAACUCUUCUCAAUUCAAUGCCCGGCGGUCCAGGCAAAGAUCUUAGUUGCCUUGCAUCAUAUACCCUUGAUGUGCUUCGUACUAAUGUGUCCAAUACGAUUAAUAUAAUUGAAAAACAAAUUGCAGAGAGUGGUAAUGAUCCUAAGAAACAAAACAAGUACAAGAAUUGUUUGUCUAAUUUAGGAUUGGAUGACGGAGCUCUUGGUGAUGUUGAUGAAGCUAAACAACUCUUGAAGGAUUUGGAUUAUAAUGGUGUGAAUAUGCGUAUUAGUUCUCUCAUGUCCAAUGUUAAUGAUUGUUCUUCAGAGGAUUCACUUCCAUUCGAUGAUACUUCUUCGCUUUCAAAACAAGUUGGUGUUGUCAACCAAGUUGCUCAGAUUGUUCUUAUUAUCUCAAAUGUGCUGUUAAUUUAA